AUGGCUAGAUGGUACAACCAAUUAAGUCGGGCCAACAUUCAUUCAUGGAAGGAUUUGGUGCAAGCCUUUAUGAAACAGUAUAGACACGUGAUGGAUAUAGCACCCGAUCGAAUUGUAUUGCAAAACAUAGAAAAGAAGCCUAAUGAGAGUUUCCGGCAAUAUGCUCAGAGAUGGAGGGAAGUGAUUGCGCAAGUUCAACCACCACUUUUAGAGAAAGAGAUAACUAUGCUUUUUAUCAAUACUCUAAAGGCUCCAUUUCUCAGUCACAUGUUGGGCAGUGCCACUAAAAGCUUUUCAGACAUAGUGAUGUCUGGAGAAAUGAUAGAGAAUGCCAUAAGAUGCGGCAAGAUAGAAGCGGGAGAAAGUACUAAAAGGUCAGCACCAAGAAAAAAAGAGCAUGAGAUAAACAAUGCAAGUAUGUUUAACAGGGACCAUUCUAAAUCAAUCACCGUGGGGCAGGCCAGAGCAGUAACCGCUAAUCAGCAAGGUUCUUCGAAACAGGAAUCUAAUCAAAGGUCAAACGUAAAGAGACCUCAAUUCACACCCAUCCCAGUGACGUAUAGGGAAUUGUACCAGAACUUAUUCGAUGUACAUGUGGUAUCUCCAUUUUACCUGAAACCAAUGCAACCUCCAUACCCUAAGUGGUAUGACGCAAACGCCCAAUGCGAGUAUCACGCGGGGACUAAGGGGCACUCGAUUGAGAAUUGCACUGUAUUCAAGAAGUUAGUUGAAAAACUUAUCAAUUUGGGGAUCGUAAAGAUUGGUGACUCAUCAGGACCGAAUGUAGCAGAGAAUCUGUUGCCCAACCAUGAUAAUAAAGGGGUGAAUGCGAUAAUUGAGUAUGGAGGAAGGAGAGUCAAAGCCAACAUAGCAGAGAUAAAGACCCCCCUUGAAUGGGUUUGGAAACAAAUGAUGAAAAGAGGUCUCAUCAAGCAAGGUUCAAUAAAAAGGUCUGAAGGAGCAAGGAAGUUUUGUGAGUUCCAUGCAGAAGAAAACCAUGACAUCCAAGAAUGCACCGAGUUCAGAACCAUGGUGCAAAACUUAAUGGAUAAUAAAGAGUUGGAGUUUUAUGAAGAGAUUAAGGGACUAGAAGAAGGAGAGGUUUAUGCUGCAGAAGAAGGAUCUACGGGGAAAGCCCAAAAGGCUAAUCACCCGGUGGUGAUUAUUUCAAAACCAAUGAGCAGAGAAUCUGAAAUACAAAUAGCACAAUCGGUCAUAAUCCAAAAACCUGUAUCCUUUCCCUACAAGGAUAGCAAAAAGGUUCCUUGGAAUUACGACUGCAAUAUAACAAUCCCAGGAGAAGAGAGCUUGGUCAAUGCUUCAGGAGAGGAUGAAGGAUUCUAUACACGAAGUGGAAAACGCUAUGAUUCGGCAAACGCAAGAGUGGAAUCUGGGAAAGGAAAAGCCUUAGCGUUUGAAUUGGGAAAAGCAAAAGCAGACAAAAUUGAGCCGCGUGUCAAUCAGCCGGUAACUGAAAAUGAGGCUAAAGAAUUUCUAAAAUUCUUAAAACAUAGCGAGUACAGCGUGGUAGAACAAUUACAUAAGCAAUCGGCUCGUAUCUCGGUGCUUGAAUUGCUUCUAAGUUCAGAGGUACAUCGUAAUACGUUGAUUAAGGUGCUAAAUAAAACUUAUGUCACUAGCGAUAUCUCAGUGAAUAAGUUGGACCGUUUGGUUAACAAUAUCAGUGCCGACAAUUUCAUUUUCUUUAAUGAGGAUGAAAUACUGCCGGGGGGAAGAGGAGCCACCAAAGCAUUACAUAUCACUGCCCGCUGCGGGGAGUAUACAUUAGCGGGAGUGCUAAUUGAUAAUGGAUCAGCCUUGAAUGUUUUACCCCUAUCUACCUUAAAUAGGUUACCGGUGGAUAGUUCCCACAUGAAAUCAGGCCAGAAUAUAGUGAGAGCAUUUGAUGGUACUAAAAGGAAGGUGAUGGGAAGAAUAGAAAUACCCCUCUUGAUUGGCCCGAAUACAUACGAAGUGGAUUUCUUAGUGAUGGAUAUCAAGCCUUCAUAUAAUUGCUUGCUGGGGAGACCAUGGAUUCAUUCAGCAAGGGCAGUGCCUUCAUCAUUGCAUCAGAAGUUGAAAUUAGUGACAGAAGGCCGGUUAGUUACGAUCGACGCUGAGGAAGACAUCAUUGCAUCGGUAACCAGUGACGCACCAUAUUUGGGAACAGAUGAUGAGGCAAUCGAAUUUUCCUUUUGA
Messenger RNA from Gossypium raimondii (Peruvian cotton), 2199 nucleotides. RefSeq lists its product as uncharacterized. The record is from RefSeq and is a predicted model, not a curated record. NCBI's taxonomy places the organism in Eukaryota, Viridiplantae, Streptophyta, Magnoliopsida, Malvales, Malvaceae. The coding region runs from base 1 to 2199 and encodes 732 amino acids. The transcript has a single exon.